Messenger RNA from Ceratosolen solmsi marchali, 612 nucleotides. The record is from RefSeq and is a predicted model, not a curated record. Lineage: Eukaryota; Metazoa; Arthropoda; Insecta; Hymenoptera; Agaonidae.
AUGAUGCAAACGGCACAAUUAAUAUUAUACUGGGGCGAUUUGAAUAUGCUGAUUACUAUUCUUUCAACAGCAGAUCUGCCAAUAGCUAAUUCUAUGAUGAUGUUGGUACUGUUUUCAUACAAGAGAAAAGGUUUGCAAGAUAUAACGUUGAUGGCAAAAAAUGAUUGGAUCAAAUUGAAGACAAAUAAAGAAUUGGAAAUCAUGAAUGAAAGUGCAAAAACAGCUAAAAGUUUAUCAAAAUUUUGUGUGCGAUUAAGCUAUUUGGUGUCUUACAUCCCUUAUGAACAUGAAAAAUCGCCAAAUUAUGAAAUAACUUUAAUAUUUCAAUGCUUAUCCUCUUUUAUUGCCACUGCGGCAUUUAUAGGCAUUGAAAGCUUUUUUAUUAUCAUAGUUAUGCACAGUAUUGACGUAGGACACGCAACAUAUCAAUGCUCCUGGUAUCAAAUGGAAACUUCAGAAAUCAAAUCAUUGAUGCUUAUUCUUUAUCGAUCACAAAAACCUUUUCAAAUAUCAGCUGGAAAAUUCUUUAUAUUUUCUUUGAAUACGUUUACCUCUCUAAUGAAAACAUCUGCAAGUUACUUGUCAGUAUUGAUUGCCAUUAAAGACAAAUAA